This is a messenger RNA of Bombina bombina (fire-bellied toad), 3262 nucleotides long. It is a transcript of the gene CLMN, whose product is annotated as calmin. Gene Ontology annotation, cellular component: meiotic nuclear membrane microtubule tethering complex; cytoplasm; nuclear outer membrane. The record is from RefSeq and is a predicted model, not a curated record. The transcript has 13 exons. Lineage: Eukaryota; Metazoa; Chordata; Amphibia; Anura; Bombinatoridae. The coding region runs from base 159 to 2789 and encodes 876 amino acids. Gene Ontology annotation, biological process: nuclear migration. Gene Ontology annotation, molecular function: actin filament binding.
CUGGACCUGUCCCCCUGAUCAGGAGGAGGAGCUGCUGCUCGUCUGUUCGGCUUUCUUCACUUCCUCGGUUAACUUAUCUAGGCGAUCGUUUGGAUUUGUAUUUCAAGAUCUGUUAUUUUCUUCCAUUCCUCCCACUCCCUCGAUCUCACCCUCCACUCAUGGCUGGACACGAGUGGGACUGGUUCCAGCGAGAGGAACUCAUAGGACAGAUCAGUGACAUCAGGGUCCAGAACCUGCAAGUUGAAAGGGAGAACGUGCAGAAAAGAACAUUCACCAGGUGGGUCAAUCUUCAUCUAGAAAAGUGUAACCCGCCUCUGGAAGUUAAAGAUCUAUUUGUUGAUAUCCAAGAUGGAAAAGUCCUGAUGGCGUUAAUAGAAGUUCUGACUGGACAGAACCUGCUUCACGAGUAUAAAUCCUCAACUCAUCGAAUAUUCCGUUUAAACAACAUCGCUAAAGCGUUAAAAUUUUUGGAAGACAGCAAUGUGAAACUGGUCAGCAUUGACGCAGCUGAAAUUGCAGAUGGAAAUCCUUCUCUGGUUCUUGGUCUGAUAUGGAAUAUUAUCUUAUUUUUGCAGAUUAAAGAACUCACAGGCAAUCUCAACAGAAUGUCGUCCUCAUCCAGUUUAUCUUCCAUGCCCAGCGGGACAGAGUCUGACACGUCUAACCCAAGUACCCCCAGCGUAGAGAAAAGCAUGUCGGUUUCAAUUAAGGAUCAACGGAAAGCAAUCAAAGCACUUCUAAACUGGGUUCAGCAAAGGACAAGAAAGUAUGGUGUUGCUGUUCAGGAUUUUGCCGGCAGUUGGAGAAGUGGUCUGGCAUUUCUAGCUGUCAUAAAGGCAAUCGAUUCCAACCUUGUUGAUAUAAGGAACGCACUGACGAGAUCUUCCAGGGAAAACCUUGAAGACGCCUUCACAAUUGCGCAGAAAAGUUUAGGCAUCCCCAGAUUAUUGGAACCAGAGGAUCUUAUGGUUGACUCACCUGAUGAACAGUCGAUUAUGACUUAUGUCACACAGUUUCUGGAACAUUUUCCAGACAUUGAUACAGAUGACUUAAUAGACCAAAAUGAGGAGCUUCCAGUUGAAUCUACAUAUGUGCAUUACAAAGAUGGGCCAACAGAAGAGGAAGGAAAGAUCAUAAUAUUGAAUGAUACUGAGGAUGUGGAGGCUAUAAUAGAAGAUUACAAGCUUAAUUCUCAAAGAAAUUUUAAUUAUCAAUCCAAGCCAUCAACUGAGUAUGAACAGAUUUUACUGCAAGAGUCGGAGAUUAACACCAAACCUAAUAGAAAUUUUAUUGCAGAUGAAAAAAUGUUUACAUCCAAAUCUGAAAUGUCUGAGGAAGUUCUCACCAAAAAAAUAACUGAAUCUGAUAAAGUAGCUGGAGAUAAAAGAUCUGGUGUCUCUUUAUUGCUUGAAAAUGGAAAAUAUCCCCAUAAUUAUCAAGAUCCUUUAUCUAAAAUGUCUUCAAUCACAGAAUUAAAUGACCCAAAAAGUUAUAAUCUAAACUCCAAACUUAAUGAGCUCUAUAACAACAAUUCAAAUUCUUCUUCCAUAGAAGACAUUUCUACAGAUUUUGGUAAUAGUUCAAGAUCGUUAGUGCAUGAGUCAAAAGGAUCAAUUUACCAAUCAAAUGAACUGCUUAGUGAGGAUCAAAUGUUGUAUAUUAAUGGUGAUCAAUCACAUACUGACAAAACUAGCAAAAAUGUUAAUGUCUGCAAGUAUGUAACACACCCGUCCAACAAAAACACUUCAGAAAGUGACCCCUUAAAGCAGAGGACUGUAUUUCAAGCAUAUAGGGCAACCAUAAUAUCAGCAGAAGAUGAACUUGAAGGUAAUCACCAAGAUUCCAAGUCAAAUGUAGGCCAUCCACAGUCUAGUUUAUCUCUUCCUAACUCUAAAGUAGAAACAGAUCCUAAAGACUCAGGUAAGGUUUCUGUGAUUCCCCAUGAUCUGUUUUAUUACCCACACUAUAGCGUCCCCAUUGCAGACGUCUUGCAUGCUUUUACUGAAACUUGCCCAGAUGGUUCCAAAAAGAGGGAAAUUGAAUCCGGCUCUAUACCAAGUAGCCGAGGUAAUGAUCUUUCAUCUAAUAAGGAUGGAGAGGAAAUACAGGCAGGUUUUGAAAUUACUAAAAAUUUGAUUUCAUGGACAAAGCCUGAUGACUAUAUGUUAAUGAUGAAGGACAAAGAAAGUGAUGGAGGAUACCCUCAGAGCAGCUCAAAAAGGCAAACCCUUCAGUUUGACCAGGUACCAAGCUCUUCAAUCACCAAAGAUCAAACCAUGAAUAUACAAGCUGGAGGUGUAGAUUCCACAAUGAAUUUUGAUUAUGCCAAAGAUAUUCAGGGUUUUGCAGUUGAUGGGAUAAACCAGCAGAAGAUAAAAAGCCCCCUGCGAUCAGACAACAAAAGAGCAGAACUUGAAGAGACAAAUUUCCAGGUGAUCAAGGAGGUUUUGGACACACCAGCAAUAGAAUUGAAGGAACAGAAUUUACUUCGGUUCAGAGCUUCUCAGAGAGAUACCAAAUUACAUUGCAAAGUAUCAGAGCAUAUUCCAGAGCAAACGAAUCGUGAAACCUCAACGGAUAAGAAUGUUUGCAGAGACUCAAAUGAUCAUAUCAGAAAAAAUGGAUUUAGUGAAACAUACUCGGCAUCGAAAAAAGCCACGUCACGGAGAGAAAAUCGUUUUCCAGACAUGUACUACACUGCUAUCCUCAUUUUGGUUGUAAUCUACUGCAUACUGAUUCUUCCUGAACUGGAUAUCCGCAAAGUUACAUUUUUUGCAAACAACAAGUAGACUGCGUCACUGCUGUUCAACGUAAAGCAUAUUAAAAAUGGGCACAAAUAUAGCUGCAGACUACUAUCUAGCAAUAAUUUAUAUAUGUUUAGGACUUUAUCAUGGCACAGAUUUCUUUAUGUAAUGACAUGUGCAGAAUUUGAAUAGAAGAUUAGGUGCUUUGUGCCUUUCUGCUACGUAUCCUUUUACUGCCAGUUGGGAAUAUAGAACUUUUAUCUACCCGUUCUGUGUCAGAAGGGCUUCCAAAGCGAUGUGACACUGAGAGGUUAAACUGUAAACUAUCUUAACAGAUGUGAACAGAAUAUUUAUUUAACACUUUAUAGCUGCACCAACGUUACCACAUUCCAUUUUUCCGACAUCUGUUAACUUAAAGGGUUUGCUGUGUGUCAGACAAAAAACUGGGUGCAUUUAGAAUGCAUUUUAAAAAAUUUUUUUAUAAAUAUAUUUAUAAUUUGUAGCAGAAUCUUAACCCU